This is a messenger RNA of Dentiscutata heterogama, 483 nucleotides long. NCBI's taxonomy places the organism in Eukaryota, Fungi, Glomeromycota, Glomeromycetes, Diversisporales, Gigasporaceae. The record is from the annotation of a GenBank genome assembly.
CAUUAUAAUCAAGUUAUUAGAAAUGAUAAUUUUAUUGAAAAAUUAAAAAAAAAUUUACAAUUUGCAAGUACGAUAAAUGAUGAUUAUAAUAAUUUUAAAAAGCAAUUAGAAAAAAUUACAAAUCAAUUAAAAGAAUGUAAACAACAAAGAUUACUUGAUAUAAAUUUAAUUCAAGAAUUAGAAACUAAAAAUAAUCAAUUAAUAACUAAAAAUAAUCAAUUAAAAGAAAAUGAACAACAAAGAUUAUUUUAUAUAAAUUUAAUUAAAGAAUUAGAAACUAAAAAUAAUCAAUUAAUAACUAAAAAUAAUCAAUUAAUAGCUAAAAAUAAUCAAUUAAAAGAAAUAAUUAAUUUUAAUUUUAAUAAUCAACAAAUAUAUUGGCUUUCAAAAUAUAAUCCUGUUAUUAUUGAAUUUAUAAAAACUAUUACAUAUAAUGAAAAUGAAACUCAAUAUACUGGUGAAAAAUUAUUUAAAUAUGCAAUU